Messenger RNA from Ipomoea nil (Japanese morning glory), 673 nucleotides. RefSeq names its product histone H2A.6-like. The record is from RefSeq and is a predicted model, not a curated record. The coding region runs from base 125 to 526 and encodes 133 amino acids. NCBI's taxonomy places the organism in Eukaryota, Viridiplantae, Streptophyta, Magnoliopsida, Solanales, Convolvulaceae. Gene Ontology annotation, molecular function: structural constituent of chromatin; DNA binding; protein heterodimerization activity. Gene Ontology annotation, cellular component: nucleosome. The transcript has 2 exons.
CUUUCCUCUCAUCCCUCUCGUAAACCCUGCAAUUUAUUCUCUGCGUUUUCUCUCUCUAGACUAGAAAUAGCUCACCGAUUAAAGCUUCUCUUUCUCGAUCUUUGCCGCCUGAAUAUCUAAAGAGAUGGCCGGCCGUGGAAAGACUCUUGGUUCCGGAGCUGCGAAGAAGGCUCAGUCACGUAGCAGCAAAGCCGGGCUCCAGUUCCCCGUCGGUCGUAUUGCCCGUUUUCUCAAGGCCGGCAAGUACGCCGAGCGUGUUGGAGCCGGUGCUCCCGUCUAUCUCGCCGCCGUGCUCGAAUAUCUUGCCGCCGAGGUCCUGGAAUUGGCCGGAAACGCAGCUCGGGACAACAAGAAGACGAGGAUUGUGCCGAGGCAUAUCCAAUUGGCAGUGAGGAACGACGAGGAGCUGAGCAAACUGCUGGGGGAUGUGACGAUAGCCAAUGGCGGCGUGAUGCCCAACAUCCACAACCUUCUGCUCCCAAAGAAGGCCGGCGGGUCAUCAAAGCCCGGCGCCGAUGAGGAUUAGACGGAGAGAGGAGGGGAUUUGGUUGUUGUUUUGUGUUAGGUUAGAAUCUGAUUACGUAGAUCCUUUGUUGUUGCUAUAAUUUUUAGCAGGUUUUUUGUUUUGUUUUUGUUUAUACAAGUGAAUGAAUGGAAGAAUGAAAAAUGGAAA